Molecule: messenger RNA, 597 nt
Organism: Auanema sp. JU1783
Lineage: Eukaryota; Metazoa; Nematoda; Chromadorea; Rhabditida; Rhabditidae
Source: the annotation of a GenBank genome assembly
AUGCAUGAAAAUACCGUGAAGAGGUUGGAAAGAAUGAUUUUCACCACGUCACCGCCGAAUGCCGCUUCCCACUCUUGUGCUGUCGUAUUUGACAAAAAGCACGCGGUUUCCUUCGCUCAUGGAUCUCACUCACAGCUCAAGGAAGCUGAAAUUAUUUAUUUGUAUAACGUCCUAAACCCGGAUGUCAAAGUGGAGGUUACUGUGAAGGCCAUUUCUAAACUUUACGACGUUGCUGUUUUCGAAAUAAGAACAGGAGUUUUUCCCGAUGUCCCACGGGAUAACGACACUUAUUGUGGAGCAGAGUACAAACAAUUAGGGGUGGACUCAAAACGAGAGCUCACUUGGAAUUCUGGAGUUGUGGUGGAAAAACGCCGUUGUAAUUUUUACGGUACGUCGCAAGGAAAACAAGGCGAUUCUGGCUCCGGACUAUAUGAUGAUAAUGGUCGUUUUAUCGGAAUCUCCAUAAGAAUGGAAGACUUCGCUUUCCCAAAUUUGUCCAAUAUGACAAUUCAAGAAACUGCUUACCAUACGCCGGACACGAAAAUUGUAAGUUGCAACAUGAUCGUCUUUGUCGCCGGAAUAGUUGAUCCUGAUUAA